AUGAUUCAAUUUGAUGUUGCUGCGCUUAAGGACUGGCUUAUAAAUAAAUUAAAACCUCUCUGUGUAGCCGACCCAAUUCCGCUAUCGCAGUACGUAAUUGCCCUGAUAAAAAAAGAUAAACCUGAGGAUCAGCUCAAAGAAAUUUGCGUUGAUCAACUUGAAGUAUUUCUUCAGGAGAAUACGGCUUCAUUUGUUGAGGAUCUUUUCAGAGCCCUUGAGUUGCAUUCAUAUGUUGGUCAUUCAGAACAGCUACCCCUACAGCCGUCGAAGUCCCGACAAGUCGCCAAUCAUGAGAUAAAAAAUUCAUCCCGUUCUCCAUCUGCGGAAGAUACCAGAAAACCCCCAAAAGACCGAUCCAGGUCUCCUGAAUGCAUAAGGCCCAAACAGCGCGAUUUCGUUAAAAAGCAUCUUGACGAGCCGCAUUCCAAAACGAAAUAUGUCGACUUACAUGAUGAUUCGAAUCGCCCAAAAACAUUCUCUCCUCAACUUCAAACUGGUUCCGAAACGCGGCGAUCUCGUGACCAAGAGCGGAAUCGAGAUCUUAAGCCUGGCAAGCAGCAUCAGACAGAUGAAUUCGAUUUACGCGUUCGGGAAAACGUUGUGACCAAGUAUGAGCAGAGAGAUCGUGAUAGAUCGCCAAAUAAUGACGUGCAGCAUCGCUCUCGGGAACUGCCUUCUUUGGACAAUAAUCGUUAUGUGCAUUGUGCAGGUGCCGAACGAACUACACCUGAUGAAAGGUAUGUAAAUAGAAGACAUAAGGGCAGGCAUCGCAACAAAUCACCUCCCCGGGCAGCUAUUUUGGUCAAUCAACAGGUGCAGCUUCCAACUAGGACUAAUCAAAGCCAAACGUUCCGAAGUCGCAUGGCCGACGACCCUGGAUUUUUGCACUCAAGUUUCCCCCAGUUACUCUCGCCUACAGGUCUCCAUAUAAACCCUAGCAACAAUUCUCAGUUUCCCAAAGAAAUGUCAAUAGAAAAUUCCUUAAGUUCAACCUCGGCUGCUGCUGUUUUACGUUGCUUGACGCAAAAUCCCGUUACUGAGUCGGAGCUUACAAAUGAGGAGGCUCUCUUGUUCGAACCUAGUUUGGAGACACCUCUCCUCCAACCUGAGCAACAGAAUGUCCCUGUUUACCGGCCAACUCCAAUUGACUCCGUGGGCCAUCUUGCAUCAAAUCAUUGUCUUACAACUGCAGUUUUGUCGGUUGCAGAGUUAGGCCUAAAUCAUACUCAGAUAUCACGGCGACCUCACUCGAGAAAUCGCAAACCAUCUGCUGAGGCUCGUCAUAUCAUCCCUCUUGUGGGUGGCACUGCUUCUAAUUUAGCCGUUCCACCAGCUUACGAACCAGACAGGCCUCAUUUCUCAAUGAUUGAUGCAAGUGAGGAGGUUUUUAAUAACGAAUUUCCUAAAGAACAAAAAGAAAUUGAAAGUAUCGAAGUCAAAGAUGUAGACGAGCGAACUAGAUUGAGAGGCAAUGAAAAUUCUGAUAAAGCAAAUUUAUUCUCCCAUAACGCAAUGAGAACGGAUGGUUCUGCUGCUUCUGAUUUAUCCUACAAGCCACUUCUAAUUUCUAGUUCCGAUGGAGUCCUUGGAAUGCCACCGAGACCAGUAACAAGUGCUCCUGCCUCUCUAUCUUGCUCACUGCUUGUAACAAAGUUGCCUUGGCAUUUAAAUGAUGUGACUCGAUUAUCGACUCAUUUUCAGCGUUUUGGCAAACUCGUUAAUGUCAUUACACAGUUUGACGGUGAAUCAAGCUCUGCCUUGGUGAAAUUUAGGACACCUGCCGAGGCAGAGGCCGCAUAUCGCAGUCCAGAUCCGAUUCUCUCUAAUAGAUUUAUUCGUCUCAGCUUUUGGCCUCCUAAUCAGCAUACAAGCACCGGCAUCAGGACACGUGGAAGGGGCUCUGCUGGCUCUCAUCGCCAAAACACGGUACGACAUAUCUUUUUAUUCUUUUAG
Protopolystoma xenopodis is the source of this 1953-nucleotide messenger RNA. The record is from the annotation of a GenBank genome assembly. Lineage: Eukaryota; Metazoa; Platyhelminthes; Monogenea; Polystomatidea; Polystomatidae.